AUGCCUCCUCCGGCAUGUCAAGAAUUCCAAAUCGGAUGGAUUUGUGCCUUGCCAAUUGAGGUUGCUGCAGCUAAAGAGAUGCUGGACGAGAAUUUCGGGAUAUUGGAUGAACAAGACAGCAAUGAUACAAACUCAUAUACCUUGGGGCGAAUUGGAAAACACUACGUUGCAAUAGCCGGCCUUGGUCAAUAUGGAACAACUUCAGCAACAACGGUGGCAAUCAAUAUGACGCGAACAUUUUCUCAAUCACUCCGUAUUGGAUUGAUGGUCGGCAUUGCAGCAGGCAUUCCGUCUCCGAGACAUGAUAUUAGACUUGGUGAUAUCAUUGUCAGCUAUCCAGAUGGCACUUGCGGCGGCGUAAUUCAGUACGAUAUGGGGAAAAUGGUGAAAGGGAAACUCAUGCAGACCGGCUCGCUGAAGAGCCCACCGCGCUCACUGCUUACAGCACUCACAAACUUACAAGCAACUGCGUUAACUGAUGACCCGAAGUAUCUAAUAUACAUUGAGAAAGCAAUUUCAAGAAAUACACGGACGCGGAAAAACUUUGGUCGGCCUGAUGUGUCUACCGAUCGACUGUUCAAGGUACAUCAUGAGCAUCCUGAGACUGCACGAACUUGUGAAGGAUGUUUAAAAGAUUGGGAAGAAGACAGGACUCCACGUGGAGAGACCGAUCCACAGAUACACUAUGGCAUUAUUGCAUCUGGAAAUAUGGUCAUAAAACACGGAGAAACGAGAGAACGGCUGCGCCAGGAAACUGAAGCUCUCUGCUUUGAGAUGGAAGCAGCUGGCUUAAUGAUGGAUUUUCCAUGCAUUGUUAUCCGCGGAAUCUGCGAUUAUGCCGACUCACAUAAAAACAAUGAGUGGCAAGGGUACGCAGCAUUAGCUGCGGCAGCCUAUGCGAAAGAAUUGCUGAGCUACGUUCCUGCUGGGCAUGUAUCUCGAGAGAAGCUAGUCAUAGAAAUGUAUCAUCAGAUAUCUAAUGCCACCGAGGAACUCCAGAGAGUGGUCCAACAAGGAGAAAGUCAUCAUCGUGAGAACGUUGUAAGAGCUCUCACUCAGGAACAACAGGAAUGCCACCAAGCGUUCAAAACCACCACUUAUGAGCAAUAUAAAAAUAUCAACCCAAAUCGGGUAGAAGGAACAUGCCGUUGGGUCCUUGAGAAUCCUCAUUACCGUCGUUGGCGUCAAAGCAGCCAUAAUGAUCUGUUAUGGAUAUCCGCUGACCCGGGAUGUGGAAAAUCGGUUCUGGCCAAAUGCCUUGUUGAUGGCGAUUUGGAUACAUCCGAUUCAGUCUCAAUUUGUUACUUUUUCUUCAAAGACAACGAUGAUCAAAACAGUUUUACAACUGCGCUAUGCGCUAUACUCCACCAGUUAUUUGGUACGCAGCCAGACUUAUUGCGACAUGCCCUACCAGACUGGAGAAAAAACGGCAAAAACAUCCAGCGAGAGGCCGAUGCUCUCUGGCGCAUUUUCGAGGCCGCAUUCUCGGACGGCGCAUUCUCCAGCACAAUCUGCGUUAUCGACGCCCUGGAUGAAUGCCGGCCGAGUGACCAGGCAAAGCUACUCAACCUGCUGGCAAACUUCUACACUCAGAGCCAAUCACUGAACCGACGAAACUGGAUCAAGUUUCUUGUUACUAGCCGUCCAUACCUAGAAAUACAGGAAGGCUUCCAUUCAGCCACGAAGUUAUUUCCCCGAAUCCAUAUCCGCGGAGAGGAAGAGAAUGAACAGAUUCAUGAUGAAAUCAAUCUCAUCAUCAAGUUACGCGUAAGGGAACUCGGCCAGAUCGAAGGGCUUGGGAUACAAACGAUUCAACGAAUAGAGAAACAACUUCUCCAAAUGGAGCAUCGAACGUACCUCUGGUUACAAUUGGCUAUGGAUGAUAUUCGCAUCAUGUUGCGAGAUAGUCUUCGUCCGGAGGAGGAAAUGAUUCGACUAAUUCCCAGCUCUGUUGACGCCGCAUAUGAGAAAAUCCUAAGCCGCGCGCCGCCGGCCAGACAACUAGAGGUUAAAAUGAUCCUACAGAUUAUUGUCGGUGCGCGGCGUCCGCUAGAGAUUGAGGAAAUGGCGGUGGCAUUAGGGGUUGGCUUGGAAGUAACCAACUCGGCCGAUUUGCGAUCCGCAGCCACAUCUGGACUGAAAGUGGAGGGUUUUGCUGAGAAAAUUCGUCACUUGUGUGGACUUUUUGUGUUUAUCGACAAGUCAAAGAGAAUCUUUUUGAUACAUCAGACGGCAAGAGAAUUUUUGAUCAACAUCUCAGCAAAUGAUGAGCGAAUUCCAGCCGCACCAAAUCUUCAAUUCAAAGAGGUAGCUCAAGAUCGAGCCAGAAAAUGGUAUCAUACAAAUCUAACUGAGUCAAAUCUCCUUCUUUUCAAGAUUUGUCUGGCGUAUCUAACCGCCGAAGAACUUAGCAAAGGGAGCCAGGCAGUGUAUCGCAAAAACAAUCUUGGAUAUUUGGCUAGGGAUCUCCUAUCGUUCCAGGAUUUCUCUCACUAUUUGUUCCUGCGUUAUUCUUUUUAUGAAUGGAGAAAUCACACAGCCGCAAUUUCCUCAAGUCCGCCCAACGAUCUAUUGGACCUGGCCAUUAAGCUUUGCAUUGCGCCUAUAUUGCGAGAUUUAUGGUUAAUCGAGGCCGCUAUAAAUGGGCAAAGAGAUAUAGCUAUCAUGUUACUCGAAAAUGGCGCCAACGUCAAUAUCCGAGAUCAGUACGGCGAGGCACCUCUACACUGGGCAGUUCGGAAAAGGCACAUGGAAAUUAUCACAUUGCUACUUGAUAAAGGUGCCAAUAUCGAUAUUCUGGACAGGGAGAAAGGGCCGCCGCUUUGGAUUGCAAUUGAACUGGGAGACGCGGAAAUGGUGAAGUUUCUCUUUACACUAGGUGCUAAUAUCCACGCUUCUCCUGGGCCACGUGGCUGGACAGCGCUCCAUAAGGCGGUUUCGUGUCGAGCAGGAUCUAUGGUGAAACUGCUUAUUGAGUUGGGCGCUGACAAUGACAUCAAAGAGAGCACUACUGACGUUCCAUUGCUUUGGCUGGCUGCUGAACAGGGGUCAAAGUCUAUGGUGAAGCUACUCAUCAAACUAGGCGCCAACAUUGAUGCUAAGGACACAUUCCAGUUGACACCACUCUCGCGGGCUGUGAAAAUGGCGGAUGGAACUGCGGUCAAGCUGCUAGUUGAAUUAGGCGCUGAUAUCGAGGCCAAAUCUGGCUCUUAUGGGCAAACGCCGCUCUCAAUGGCUGCUUAUGAUAACAAAGAAGGAAUGGUGAAGUUGCUCAUUAAAUUACGUGCUGACAUUGAGUCCAAAGAUGAGUACCAUGGUAUGUCACCUCUCUGGUGGGCUGUUUGGAGAGGGCAUGAAGGCAUUGUCAAGUUGCUGGUGGAGAUGGGCGCUGAUACCAAAUUCAAGAAUGAAUAG
Messenger RNA from Trichoderma aggressivum f. europaeum, 3414 nucleotides. RefSeq lists its product as uncharacterized. NCBI's taxonomy places the organism in Eukaryota, Fungi, Ascomycota, Sordariomycetes, Hypocreales, Hypocreaceae. Gene Ontology annotation, biological process: nucleoside metabolic process. Gene Ontology annotation, molecular function: catalytic activity; protein binding. The transcript has 2 exons. The coding region runs from base 1 to 3414 and encodes 1137 amino acids. The record is from RefSeq and is a predicted model, not a curated record.